AAGCUCUAAACAUGUUGAGGAGUUACUUCCCGUAAACAACUCUGUUCUGGAUAAACACUCUCCAACUAACAGUAGAAUCCAUAUACAUCAAAGAAAAGGCAAGGAAAAAAUUUUAUCUGAUGGAAAGCUUACUGGAAGAAUGUCCAAAAAAGCUUCAUCUGAUGGAGAUCUUAGUACGAGAAUGUCAAAAGAAGAGGAUGAUAGCCAUGAGAGUGUGGAGAGCUGUAACAGUGCCAGGUUGCUGUCAUCGGGCAAGAAGAGGUGGGGCUUUGAAGAACAGUUCAUUGUUGGGAGUAACAUAUUCAGAAAGCAAAUUCAAGAAACUCCAGCUUGUACUUCCUAUGUUAAACAAGAUAGCUCCUUCAUGAAUUGGAUAUCAUGCAUGAUGAAGGGUUUCUCAAAAUCAAUACAGGAUGAAGCACUACCUCUUACCGUUGUACAUCCUGAUCUUGCUCAUGAGAAUUCUGAUAAGAAACUGAUCACACACAACAAGGACCAAGAUGCCGGACUAAAAUGUAUUGGUUUUCAGUCAAUUUUCCAGUCCUUGUACUGCCCAAGGGCAGAGGAAAAGGAAACAAGAGUGUCAAGUGGUGAUAAUGCAAUAGGAGAAAGAUCUGAGGAACCUGAGCUAGCUAUUGUCCCAAAAAAAAUUCGCCGGGAGGAAAUGAAUCUAGUCAAAAGAUGUUUUCUGCCAGUUGGAAAGCUCAGCGAGUCUUCCUGCGGUAAUGAAGUAGGUUCAGAAAUUCAACCAGAGAUUCUAUUUGCACAAGCAGCCAGUACUCAGGAUAAAGGCAAUAAUACUGAUUCUCUGAAGAACAGAUAUGCAUGCAACUUGGAGUAUGGUAAACAGAAAGAUGAAGUUAGCCCUAGUUCUUCUUUGGGAAAACGUAAGAGAAAACGUGUCGAGCAUGUUGAAUCUGACCCACAGUCUGAGGGGAAGACAACUGAUAAGUUUUUUCAUAGAAGAGACAUGCUGGGAAGUUUGUGGGUUACUCGCUUUACUCCAAAAAUAUCAGGUCCAUCAUUAAUGUCAGAUCGUUACAGUGUUGGUGCAGCUCUUGACUGCUCCAAUGACAAGAAAAAUGUGGGGGUGAAGGGGCAGUUAGUUGAAAAUACAGUUGUUGUCUCUGGUUAUGAGCUACAGGAUUGUGCAGCGGAUAAUGCAGGUUCACUUUCUUUCAAUAGAAAUGAAGGCCAGAGUGAUGAGAAGUCAGUUUCCAAACUAAAUCCAAUGCUUCCAGCCCCUCAGUUUGGAGGUUCUGAAGCAAUGGCUUCUGUCUUUGCUAGGAGAUUAGAUGCUCUUAAGCACAUCACUCAAUGUAGCAUGACAGGUAAUGCUGCUGAUAAAAUCAUUACCUGUUUCUUUUGUGGCAUACAAGGUCACCAUCUACAAGACUGUUCACAGAUAAAAGAUGCUGAACUUCAGGAUUUACCAAGAAAAUUCAAGUCUUAUAAUGGAGCAGAGUAUAUGUCUUCUUUCUGCAUUAGAUGUUUCCAAUGCAGUCAUUGGGCUGUCUCAUGUCCUAAUGUCAAAGUGGGGCAACCACAAUUGGAAUGUAAUGUGUCUUAUUGCUGCAGCCCUAGUCAAACCAAGCUUGAUGCAGAAGGAAAUAUGAAGCAGAUAAUUGGUAAAGAUGGUGGAUCUCUAGCUUCUGUGGAUCAGGAUGACUCAAGACUACAGAGGGAUCUUAAUUUGAGCUGGAAAUCAAAUGUUGCCUCCAAGAAAAUGAGACAUUCUUCAAAUUCAGUUAAGAUAUACAGUGCCUCAAGCUCUGGAAAAAAUAACAGCAAAGAAAAACAGGUCAUCCCUUUGUCACAGUUUUUCCAGAUGCCUGUUAAAGAUGUACCCAAAGGAAUCUCUGACUCUAUAAAAAGGCUUCGCUUGUCUCGUACAGAUGUCCUGAAAUGGAUGAGUUCUCAUACCUCGCUCUCGAAUCUGGAGGGGUUAUUUUUGCGCCUGCUGCUUGGAAAAUGUGAAACAGGACUAGGCGGAACUGGAUACUAUGUGUCAUGCAUAACUGGCACAACAGGUUCACAGAGAGAAAGUCAUCCACAGAAUGCCAGAAAUUCUAUAUCUGUCAUUGUUGGGGGGAUUAGAUGUGUGGUUGAGACCCAGUAUGUAUCCAACCAUGAUUUCCUUGAGGAUGAGCUGAGGGCAUGGUGGUCUGCAAUGUCAAGAAACAAGGCCAAGAUUCCGUCUGAAGAAGACUUGAGAGAGAAGGUAGAGAUGAAAAAAUUGUUGGGCUUCUAGCUUAACCAUUCAAUAUACUUGG
Messenger RNA from Argentina anserina (silverweed cinquefoil), 2273 nucleotides. RefSeq lists its product as uncharacterized. The transcript has 4 exons. The record is from RefSeq and is a predicted model, not a curated record. Gene Ontology annotation, molecular function: DNA binding; zinc ion binding. NCBI's taxonomy places the organism in Eukaryota, Viridiplantae, Streptophyta, Magnoliopsida, Rosales, Rosaceae. The coding region runs from base 140 to 2251 and encodes 703 amino acids.